AUUAUUGUGAUUUCUUUUCAAAUUUUCAGUUGAUUUCUAUUGUUGUUAUCGCUUUAUUUACAUUGGACUUGGGAAUAUUUUCGAAAUCUUUCUGAAACUUAAGUACUUUAGUAAAUCAGAGUAAAUAAUACGAAAACAAGCAAAGUUUUUUCCGUUUAUAUUUCGCGCUUAAUUACUCCAUGUGUCAGAAGAGCAUAGGCUAAAUGUCAAAGCAUUUGUUGAUGUUUUAACUUCAUUAAAAGCUGAAUUUUUUUGUAUUUAGAACCAUAAAAAACUGGAAUCAUCCACAUUAUCUCUAUUCGAGUACAGAGACACAAAUCGAAAAAAAAUAACUGCACUUAGUUUUUCCAGUGAUAAGAGAAAACCUCAUGUUUGACACACGCUUCGCGACUUGAAGUCAUUUCAUAUUUAUAUUAGUAUAUUACGUACUUCAUCGAAAGCCGCAUCGACGUAGCACACCAUCAACCAUGGAUCAUUUAUUUCUGGGUUCAAUUGCUCACAGCAAAUCAUUGGAUGACUUGGAAACGAUUGAAAAUGGUUUCUUGGCCGUGAAAAAUGGCAAAAUCGUGGGCAUUGGAGAUCGUGCAUCGCUUCCAGCUGAAUACUCGAGCACAUUACCGGUGACAACAUUAACAUCGUCUCAAUUUCUGUUGCCUGGUUUUGUUGACUGUCACAUUCAUGCACCUCAAUAUCCGAAUAUUGGUGUUGGUUUGGAUCUUCCGUUGCUGCAAUGGCUGGAAACGUAUACAUUCCCCCUAGAAGCUGCUUACAAAGACAAUGAUUUUGCUUCGAAAGUCUAUUCAGCGGUUGUUCGUCGAACGAUCAGCUGUGGUACGACACUGGCCUCGUAUUUUGCCUCCAAUUACAAGGACAGUUCAUUGAUCUUAGCCAAGGAAGCUGUUAAACAAGGUCAACGAGCUCUAAUCGGAAAGGUUUGUUCGAAUGCCUCAUCACCCGAUUAUUACAUCGAAAAGACAGAAGAUUCGCUGCGAGAUACUGAAACAUUCAUCAAUGGUGUCAUCAAUCUGAAAAGUGCGUUGGUGAAGCCGAUCAUCACACCACGUUUUGCAUUGAGUUGCACAUCCGAAUUGUUGACGGGAUUGGGUGGCUUGGCGACCAAGUAUGAUUUACACAUUCAGUCGCACAUUUCGGAAAAUUGCGAUGAAAUUAAAGCGGUCAAACGUAUGUUCCAGAAGGGUACCUACACCGAAGUCUAUGAGGAUAAUAAAUUGCUGACGCAUAAAUGCAUAAUGGCCCAUGGCGUUCAUUUGGAAGAUGCCGAAUUGAAACUGCUCAAAAAGUACGACACGGCAAUCGCCCAUUGUCCAACAUCAAAUACAAAACUUCGAUCGGGCUUUUGUGAUGUGCGCAGAUUGUUGAAUGCAGGCAUCAAAGUUGGAUUGGGCACUGAUGUUGCCGGUGGACAUAAUGUUUCCAUUCUUCUUGCGAUUCAUGAUGCUUUGAACGUUUCGCUCAGUUUGAAUAUAAUCAAAAAGCAAAAUAUUCUCGGCACCGGCCAAAUCCAACACCCAAGCGACGAUUGCAACAAGGAUUAUCAGGCAUUGGAAUACAAGAACGCUCUAUACUUAGCUACUUUGGGUGGUGCACGUGCGUUAGCCCUUGACAAUGUGUGCGGAAAUUUUGCAGUUGGAAAAGAGUUCGAUGCUCUUUUGGUUGACAUUUCGAAUAAGCCAUUGGAUUUGUUCGACAUUCCAUUAUCCGUAGCCGAAAAGUCCAGCGCAUCACACAGCCGCUUGGACAAAAUGAUCCAGAAGUUCCUGUAUGUCGGUGACGAUCGCAAUAUCAACAAGGUGUUCAUUUCAGGAAAACAAGUGAAAAAUCACUCCGAUUAAUUGAGAGAUGUUGUUUUAUUUGUUUUUGUAAUGCUGCUUGGAGCCUACAGACAAAUGUGUAACUUAAGUUAGUAAAUCUUAUCAUUCUAAAUGUUGGUUGCUACAAAUUUUCGUAUUGAUCAUUGUAUUUGGCUGCUACUGCAUUUCUAAUUUUAUUGUUGUUGUUUCGUUCACGUUGUUCAACGAGACACAGAGAUAGAGAUGUAUUUCAAUAACAGGAUUGUUGUGUAAAUAAAAUGAAAUUCUAGCCCACAUCAAA
This is a messenger RNA of Sitodiplosis mosellana (orange wheat blossom midge), 2112 nucleotides long. RefSeq names its product guanine deaminase (gene DhpD). Gene Ontology annotation, biological process: guanine catabolic process. The transcript is spliced from 3 exons. NCBI's taxonomy places the organism in Eukaryota, Metazoa, Arthropoda, Insecta, Diptera, Cecidomyiidae. The record is from RefSeq and is a predicted model, not a curated record. The coding region runs from base 468 to 1853 and encodes 461 amino acids. Gene Ontology annotation, cellular component: cytosol. Gene Ontology annotation, molecular function: zinc ion binding; guanine deaminase activity.